AUGGAUUCCGGUGUGAAGAAGCCAGUCCCAAAGAUAAGGUAUGUCAGACUGAACCAGGUGUUCAAUAAGGCAUUGAAGCAAUCCUUGGUCAAGUUUCAAAAUAUCGAUAAACUGAGCUCGUGUUUCCCACAGUUCUCGAAAACUGCUCAGGGUCGAACGCGGCUGCUUAACUCUCAGAAACAGGUGAGUACAUUUUGGGAGGAAUUGGGGCAAAGGGAGUUCAAUGAGAUUUUGAAAGAACACAACGCGGAAGCUAAGCUGAAUGAGCUCGAUCAGCUGAUAAGUGAGGCCAGAGAACGAUUGAACAAGAAGAAGAGUUCUCAAGACCGUGACACGGACAGCAUUGAACCAGAGAUAUCAAUUGGGUCACUGACAGCACAAGAGUUGCUCGAGUGCAAUUUAUAUAGUCAAAGGAAGAAAGCUAUUAGACAAAUUGACAAGAAACUUGAGAGGAUAAAAACAAUGAAUGAUUCACUGGAAAGUGAAAUGAAGCAAUUACAAGAAGAAAUGGAACGUGAUUCUUCAGAGAUUAGAACAACUAUGAAAAGAUUUCUUGGUGAUAGGAUAAGGGAAAAUCCGAACCCUGAGCUGCGACAAUCGCUAGAUGAUAUGAUUCGCGAAGAGAAAGACUACUUCCCAUAA
Messenger RNA from Huiozyma naganishii CBS 8797, 642 nucleotides. RefSeq names its product MIND complex subunit NNF1 (gene NNF1). Gene Ontology annotation, cellular component: MIS12/MIND type complex. The record is from RefSeq and is a predicted model, not a curated record. Lineage: Eukaryota; Fungi; Ascomycota; Saccharomycetes; Saccharomycetales; Saccharomycetaceae. Bases 1 to 642 code for a protein of 213 amino acids. Gene Ontology annotation, biological process: chromosome segregation. The transcript has a single exon.